AGGAUAAAUACAAGCAUAUCUGUCGCAGCCACUCUCAGUUCCACAAACCACUUAAGACUGGAUGAAACCAUGCUCUUCUUCAGGCUCUGCACCACACUGUUGCUUGCAGCAGCCUAUUUGCUGACAUCAUCAGUUGUUUCCACGGAGAGAGCAGUCACUUGUGAUGACAGAUUCAAUGUCCAACGUCUGAGCUGCGAUUACGGAGUGAUCAGCGUGCAGUCAGCGCUGUACGGACGUGCAGAUCGUGAGACCUGCAGUGAGGGCAGGCCUCAGCAACAGCUUGAAAAUACAGAGUGCUCUCAAAGGGGCACCGUGGAUGUCCUUAAGAUGAGGUGUGAUGGCAUGAAGGUGUGUGAGAUAAACACAAAUCUUGUUCAUACCUCUGAUCCCUGCUUUGGCACCUACAAAUAUCUGGAGACCAACUACACGUGCUUCCCAGCAAUUCACACAGUUGCUUGUGAGCAGUCGUUGGCACAGUUGUACUGUGAUGCUGGGCAGGUUAUACUUGUCUACGGAGCUCACUAUGGACGCCUCGACCGGACCACCUGCUCUUACAAACGACCGGACUCUCAGACUGAAAAUGUGUACUGCUCAAACCCCAGCCCUAAAGUUGCUCAGAGCUGUAAUGGGAAAAACAGCUGUACUGUGACAGCCAGCAACUCAGUGUUUGGAGACCCCUGCGUUGGCACAUACAAGUACCUGGAGGUGUCUUUUGUAUGUGAAUAUCCUGUAAUCACCACUCUAUAAGUCUCUAAUAUGAAUGUGAGUGAGUGAGUUCGCUUUCACAAAUACAAGAUACAGAUUUCUGAGUCAUACAUGUUAUUGGGAAGUCUUGCUCAUAUGUACAGUAAAUCAGACUCUGUUAAUCUUACUUGUUAAGCUUGUGGUUUCUCACUGGGAAAUAUACAAUAUCUUUGUACCGUUUGCAAAACACAAUAAACAUGGACAAAAUGUGCUUGAUAUGAAA
Molecule: messenger RNA, 967 nt
Organism: Archocentrus centrarchus (flier cichlid)
Lineage: Eukaryota; Metazoa; Chordata; Actinopteri; Cichliformes; Cichlidae
Product: L-rhamnose-binding lectin SML-like
Exons: 9
Coding region: 70-747 (225 amino acids)
Molecular function (GO): carbohydrate binding
Source: RefSeq, a predicted model, not a curated record